AUGGCGGGUUCUCAAGCAGGGGAGUGCCAGUCUUAUGCUUACAGCGAAAAGACUUUCUUGCUUUCUUUGAAGACAAUGGUUUACAACAUGAGGAGACCACCCAAGUAUUUUGAAGACUUUGUGAAUGGGCAUUUCUUCAGCUGUGCUCACGACUUGUUGAAGGCGUGUAAUGCUUAUAAAAAUGGAGCUCCAGUGGCCUCUUUGGUGAGGGGAAAUGUUAAGGGAGGGGAAGUGAGUAACGAGAGAUGCUCUGAGUCGUUUAAGAAAGAAGUGGGUGCCUUUGUGGACACGCUUUUGUUAAAGGAGUUCAUUCUUCUAGGCGUCCUUGGUCUCGAACCGGAAGAAGAAAUAGCCCUCAGAUAUUAA
This is a messenger RNA of Eruca vesicaria subsp. sativa (arugula), 366 nucleotides long. Lineage: Eukaryota; Viridiplantae; Streptophyta; Magnoliopsida; Brassicales; Brassicaceae. The record is from the annotation of a GenBank genome assembly.